AUGCCUUCCGAGGUCUCCGACAUCAAGCAGUUCAUUGAGAUCUGCCGCCGCAAGGACGCUUCCUCUGCGCGCAUCAAGAAGAACAAGAAGAACAGCCAGACCAAGUUCAAGGUCCGCUGCCACCGCUACCUGUACACCCUCGUCCUCAAGGACUCCGACAAGGCCGAGAAGCUCAAGCAGUCCCUUCCCCCGGGUCUUACCAUCACCGACGUUCCCAAGAAGAACGCCAAGGGCAAGCGCACCGCAUAA
Lasiodiplodia theobromae is the source of this 249-nucleotide messenger RNA. Its product is annotated as 60s ribosomal protein l38. Gene Ontology annotation, biological process: translation; protein-RNA complex assembly. The record is from RefSeq and is a predicted model, not a curated record. Gene Ontology annotation, cellular component: ribosome; cytosolic large ribosomal subunit. The transcript is spliced from 3 exons. Lineage: Eukaryota; Fungi; Ascomycota; Dothideomycetes; Botryosphaeriales; Botryosphaeriaceae. Gene Ontology annotation, molecular function: structural constituent of ribosome. The coding region runs from base 1 to 249 and encodes 82 amino acids.